This is a messenger RNA of Peromyscus californicus insignis, 1915 nucleotides long. RefSeq names its product Src homology 2 domain containing F (gene Shf). The record is from RefSeq and is a predicted model, not a curated record. Gene Ontology annotation, molecular function: phosphotyrosine residue binding. Lineage: Eukaryota; Metazoa; Chordata; Mammalia; Rodentia; Cricetidae. The transcript is spliced from 7 exons. Bases 34 to 1497 code for a protein of 487 amino acids.
CCCGCGGUCGGCUCGCUCAGUUGGGAGGACCCCAUGCUACUGAGCGGAGCUCCUCCUCCGGGCUCCGGCCCGGGGCCGCGGGCGCAGGGCAGCGCGGGGGGCGGCCCCGGGGGAUCUCGCCGCGGGGCUGGGGGUGCGGGGGCUGGCCCGGGAGGGGGCGGCAGCGGUGGAGUCGCAAAGUGGCUGCGGGAGCACCUGGGCUUUCGCGGGGGCGGCGGCGGAGGGGGCGCCAAGCCCGCCCCCCCAGAGCCGGACUACCGCCCCCCAGCGCCCUGCCCGGCCGCGCCCCCUGCGCCGCCCCCGGACAUCCUGGCCGCCUACAGGCUGCAGCGUGACCGCGACUUCGAGGACCCCUACUCCGGGGGCUCCUCCGUGUCCGCCGCCCUUUCCACCCCCGCCGCCCCUGGCCCCACUCCGCCCCCGCGCCACGGCUCACCCCCUCACCGCCUCAUUCGGGUCGAGACCCCCGGCCCCCCAGCUCCCCCUCCGGAGGAGCGGAUCUCCGGACCCCAUGCCAGCAGCGACAGGCUGGCAAUCUUAGAAGACUACGCAGACCCCUUUGAUGUUCAGGAGACCGGUGAAAGCUCGGGGGGAACUUCAGUAGCUCCAGAGAAGGUCCCCGAAAAUGAUGGCUACAUGGAGCCUUAUGAGGCCCAAAAGAUGAUGGCUGAGAUCCGGGGUUCGAAGGAGACUUCAGUCCAGCCCCUACCUCUCUAUGAUACACCCUAUGAACCUGAGGAUGAGGGGGUGAGCCCAGAAGGUGAGGGGACUCCCUGGCCCAGGGAAUCCCGCCUGCCCGAGGAUGAUGAGAGGCCUCCAGAAGAGUAUGACCAGCCCUGGGAGUGGAAGAAGGAACGGAUUUCCAAAGCCUUUGCUGUUGACAUAAAGGUCAUCAAAGACCUACCUUGGCCUCCGCCUGUGGGACAGCUGGACAGCAGCCCCUCCCUGCCUGACGGGGACAGGGACAUCUCCGGUCCAGCUUCACCCCUCCCAGAGCCCAGCCUGGAGGACAGCAGCGCCCAGUUUGAAGGAUCGGAGAAGAACUGCCUGUCACCCGGCCGGGAGGAGAAGGGGCGGCUCCCUCCCCGGCUUUCUGCUGGGAACCCCAAGUCAGCCAAGCCCCUAGGCGUGGAACCCAGCAGCCCCCUUGGGGAGUGGACAGAUCCAGCAUUGCCUCUGGAAAACCAGGUCUGGUACCAUGGGGCCAUCAGCCGAACGGACGCCGAGAACCUGCUCCGGCUCUGCAAAGAGGCCAGCUACCUGGUGCGCAACAGUGAGACCAGCAAGAACGACUUCUCUCUCUCCCUCAAGAGCAGUCAGGGCUUCAUGCACAUGAAGCUGUCCCGGACCAAGGAACACAAGUACGUGCUGGGCCAGAACAGCCCACCCUUCAGCAGCGUCCCUGAAAUCGUGCACCACUAUGCCAGCCGCAAGCUGCCCAUAAAGGGGGCGGAACACAUGUCCCUGCUCUACCCUGUGGCCAUCCGGACUCUGUAGAUGUGAGACCAGGGCGCUACGAUAGACCUGGACCCAGCCUUUGUCACCUGCCUGAGGGCUGUGGUCCUCACCCAGGACACGAUGUCACCAACCUGGCUCCUCCUUGUCCUAGGAUCUAGCGGGCGCUGAAGAUUCCUUAAUUUAUUAGAAAGGGGAAGGAAUCCUGGGCCUUGGAGUGCAGGGGGGUUGUGUGGGGCUGGGCACAGAGGGAAGCCCGAGGAGGAAGGAGGCUCCCGCACCGCCGCCCUCCGCCCCGUCCCCUGUCUCCAUCCAUCCAUCUAUCCAUCCCCCCCCCCCCCCCCCGGCCCCUGUCCCCGGAGGGCCAGCCGGGGCUCGGGGGCUGCCGGGAGGGGCGGGGGCGAGCGCAGACUGUUUAUAAAGCCGCGCUGGAGCGGUCGCCGGCCGCCGGCGAAAAGCA